This is a messenger RNA of Peromyscus maniculatus bairdii (prairie deer mouse), 1352 nucleotides long. It is a transcript of the gene Qdpr, whose product is annotated as quinoid dihydropteridine reductase. Gene Ontology annotation, biological process: tetrahydrobiopterin biosynthetic process; L-phenylalanine catabolic process. Gene Ontology annotation, cellular component: cytoplasm. NCBI's taxonomy places the organism in Eukaryota, Metazoa, Chordata, Mammalia, Rodentia, Cricetidae. The record is from RefSeq and is a predicted model, not a curated record. Gene Ontology annotation, molecular function: NADPH binding; NADH binding; 6,7-dihydropteridine reductase activity.
GGCGGAGCGCAGGUAGGGGCGGGCAACCCACUUGAGUUCCGCGUGGGAUAGCCGCUGCCACCGCAGUGCGAUCGCGCUUGGUCUUUCGUACGUCCCGCGGGAGCCUGUCAGGAGAAGAAUGGCAGCUUCGGGCGAGGCGCGCCGGGUGCUGGUGUACGGCGGCCGGGGCGCGCUGGGCUCGCGCUGCGUGCAGGCCUUCCGAGCCCGCAACUGGUGGGUCGCCAGUAUCGACGUGGUGGAGAAUGAAGAGGCCAGUGCCAGUGUCAUUGUUAAAAUGACAGACUCAUUUACAGAGCAGGCUGACCAGGUCACUGCUGAGGUUGGAAAGCUCCUGGGUGACCAGAAAGUAGACGCGAUUCUCUGUGUGGCUGGAGGAUGGGCCGGGGGCAAUGCCAAAUCCAAGUCACUCUUUAAAAACUGUGACCUGAUGUGGAAGCAGAGUAUGUGGACAUCCACCAUCUCCAGCCACUUGGCCACAAAGCACCUGAAGGAAGGAGGCCUCUUGACCCUGGCUGGGGCCAAAGCUGCCUUGGAUGGGACUCCUGGGAUGAUCGGCUACGGCAUGGCCAAGGGCGCCGUCCAUCAGCUGUGCCAGAGCCUUGCGGGGAAGAACAGUGGCAUGCCCCCCGGGGCUGCUGCCAUUGCUGUGCUCCCGGUUACCCUGGAUACUCCAAUGAACAGGAAAUCAAUGCCCGAGGCAGACUUCAGCUCCUGGACACCCUUAGAGUUCCUGGUUGAAACCUUCCAUGAUUGGAUCACUGGGAAUAAACGGCCGAACUCAGGAAGCCUAAUCCAGGUGGUAACCACAGAAGGGAAGACAGAGCUUACUCCAGCGUACUUUUAAGCCUCAUCUCAGUGCCUGGGAGAGCCCUCUCGAAGCAUCACUAACCUGUGUGUGGCUGCAUCUGGCCCCGUGUUUUCUGUAUGCCUGUUUGUGGUACGAGAUAACCAGUCCUGUUUGUCCCUUCCAUAGUGUUCCUGUGCGUCCUGGGACGGUGUGGUGUUUAGGAAAUGGGCAGAGAGGCCUGUAGGUGGCACUGUCAUUGCCUAGGGCCCAGGUGUGUGGGCAGCCUGCGUCAUGGCAGCCUGGGUUGCUCUGGAGACUCUCAGUAGUCCUCUCAUUUGUUGGCAUUUGGGCACUUGGAAGUCUAGCCUGUUUUUGAAUUCCAUGUUGGUGCCAUAGAGGUGAUUUUUGUGGCCUGAAAUUGAACUGUCUUGAAAAUUCUUUUGUGAUGUAAGCAAACCCAACCGACUGUCAUGAUAUCCUUUUGUGUCCUAGUCUAAGCUAAGUGUGCGGGAGAACCACCUGUGAGUAUUUGGGGGGUUCUUCCUAAUAAACACACUUCAUGUCU